Halichondria panicea is the source of this 1860-nucleotide messenger RNA. Its product is annotated as cholesterol 24-hydroxylase-like. NCBI's taxonomy places the organism in Eukaryota, Metazoa, Porifera, Demospongiae, Suberitida, Halichondriidae. Gene Ontology annotation, biological process: cholesterol catabolic process. Gene Ontology annotation, molecular function: heme binding; cholesterol 24-hydroxylase activity; iron ion binding. The coding region runs from base 153 to 1712 and encodes 519 amino acids. The transcript has 16 exons. The record is from RefSeq and is a predicted model, not a curated record.
CUUUAAUAUUACAUUCUAAAUAUCUGGACAAUACAUUGAAAAGUUGAGUUACCAUUCAUAGACGCCCCUCCCUCAAGUGACAUGUAAGACUAGACUCGACACUCCAGGAUCUUGUCAUUCUCCAGCUGUGUGACCAAGAAGUUCUGCUGGCUAUGGGUGCUCUAAUAAUCCUGGCUUACGUGGUUUUGGGUCUACUAGCUCUGGUGGUUGGAGCCAUUCUCUUCUUUGCUGGAGUUAUCAAAUACAAACGAUCCAAGUUCUCUCAUCUCCCUUCUCCCAAACUUCCCAAUACACUCAAAGGGUUCUUUCUUGGGCAUGUCACGUACAUUCUUGAGAGCAGGAAGUUAUCGAAGAAUGAUGAAGACCCAUGCUUAGAGCUCUACAAUCAAUGGUAUUCUGAAUUGGACAACCCUGGUGUUUUUGUCGUUUUCAUAAUGCAACUACCUUUUGUUGUAAUCUCAGACCCAGAAAAUAUCAAGGAGGUGAUAAUGCAGGUAAAGAAUGGUAAGCCUACAAUGUUUUCAAACAAAGGACGUUGGCUGUAUGGAGAGAGGUUUUCUGGGAAUGGACUUGCCUCUAUCCCUGAUCACGAUACUUGGAAGCCUAGGAGAAAGAUCUACGAGCACUCCUUCAAUAAGAGCUACCUAAAGGGCCUUCUCCCUUCUUUCAACGAGUGCACUGACAAAUUGCUGGAGGGCAUACGACCUCUGGCUGAUGGGAAGACAACAGUUCCCAUGAAACAACACUUGGCAGAAGUCACACUGAAUGUUAUUAGUAAGGUGGCAUUUGGAUCUGACUUUUCUGAGCAAUGGGAUGACAAAACACUUGGACUGAAAUUGACCAAAGGAAAUGGGAAGCUUACGUUUCUUAUUUCCCACACAUUUAAAGGAGUACAGAGGGCUUUCGCCGGUGGUCCGUUUUUCCAGUACCUUCAUCCGUUUGAGGUGAAGAGCUAUCAAGAAACUAUUAGAGCUCUGAGGAUGAUUGGACGAGACUGCAUCAUGAAGAGAAUCAGGGCAGUGGAAGCUGGAGAGCAGAUUCCCAGAGACAUACUCUCCUCAAUCCUGCAAGUCGCCUCUACCAAGGAAUCUGUGGACAUUGAAGAUUUGGUGGACGAUUUUGUCACCUUCUAUGUGGCAGGCCAAGAGACUACUGGAAACAUGCUGUCUUUUGCAGUAGUCCUCCUAAACCAGUACCCUGAAGUUCUUUGCAGACUCCAAGCUGAAGUAGAAGAGGUCCUUGAAGGACGAACUGAAGUGACUAACGAAGAUCUGGAGAAGUUACAAUACACUGAGCAGGUUCUGAUGGAGGUCCUACGAUUACAUCCCCCGGCCUUUGGGAUUGUGAAGGAAGUUAUGAAGGGUGGUAUUCAACUUGGGGAGCACUUCAUUCCAGAAAAGAGUGGUCUAUUUCUGAUAACAGCAAUGAUGUCCAGGCUGCCCCAAUACUUUGACGAUCCUGACAGCUUUGAUCCAUCCAGAUUCAACCCUGAGAACCAACAGCCCAGUUCGUUUGUUUUCUUUCCAUUUGGACUUGGUCAUCGCUCGUGCAUUGGAAAACACUUUGCUCUUAUGGAGGCUAAGCUGAUCCUGGCCAGACUGGUGCAGACCUUCCGCUUCACUCUUCCUCCAGACUACAAGCUGGCUGUUGCUCAAAGAAUAACUGUACAGCCCAAAGACAAUGUGCCUUGCACUGUUACUCUAGCUAUCUAAUGACUUAAUUUUUUGCUUACUUUUUAUGCUCCCAUCAAGCUGUUCAGUAGAAGUAGAAGUAUAUACCCGUGUACAGUACAAGAGAUGAACAAUCAUGAAUUGAUGUUCUUGUAUGUAUGCUGCAUUUUGUAAAUACCCUCUGUAUGGA